Molecule: messenger RNA, 2373 nt
Organism: Trichomycterus rosablanca
Lineage: Eukaryota; Metazoa; Chordata; Actinopteri; Siluriformes; Trichomycteridae
Gene: qsox1
Product: quiescin Q6 sulfhydryl oxidase 1
Exons: 12
Coding region: 60-2177 (705 amino acids)
Biological process (GO): protein folding
Cellular component (GO): Golgi membrane
Molecular function (GO): protein disulfide isomerase activity; flavin-dependent sulfhydryl oxidase activity
Source: RefSeq, a predicted model, not a curated record
GUGUGUGUGUGUGUGUGUGUGUGUGUGUGUGUGUGUGUGUGUAUUGUGAGAUCAUAUGAAUGAGUGUGUGUGUGUGUGUGUGUGUGUGUGAGUGUGUGUCGGUGCAUCUGAGAGCUACAAUGGCGCCCGGUUUCGCCGCCACGUCUCGUGCUGUGCGGCUGAGCGCGUGCGUGCUGUGCGCGCUCCUGUGCGCCGGUGUGCGCGCGGGACUCUACACGGACGCGGAUCAGAUUCUGAUCCUCAGUCCGGACCAGGUGGAUACGGAGCUCUUCCAUUCCUCCUCCGCCACGCUGGUGGAGUUCUAUGCGUCCUGGUGUGGACACUGCGUGGCCUUCUCUCCGGUGUGGAAGAGCCUGGCACUGGACAUCAAAGAAUGGAAGCCGGCGGUGAAUCUGGCGGCGAUAGACUGCGCCGAUGACGAGAACUUCAAAGUGUGUAAGAGAUUCGGCAUCAGAGGUUUCCCCUCCAUAAAGAUUUUUCCAGCGUUCAGCACCAACGACUCUGCAGCUCAGAACAUCAGAAAUUUCAGGCGAGACGUCCCAGGCCUUCGUCACCUCAUCAUCGAUAAACUGGAGUCGUUUAAGGAGGCGUGGCCGCCGGCCUUCCCCCCACUGGAGGCCACCAGUGCGACAGAACUGGACGCUUAUUUACAGAACUACAGCGGGCAGCACGUGGCGCUGGUGUUCGAGAAGAAAGAUUCCUACAUGGGUCGAGAGGUGAUUCUGGACCUGCUGCAGUUCGAGAACGUCGCCGUGCGGCGGGUGUUGGAGUCGGAGGAGGAGCUCGUGUCUCGACUGGGCGUGGCCGACUUCCCUUCCUGUUACCUCUACUAUUCACCGACCAACUUCUCCCGACUUUCAGUUCUGAACGAGACCCGGGCGUUUUACUCCUCCGCCCUGCAGAAGCUUCCCGGUGUGGUACGAGCAGGAAAACCCAAACCUGCAGUUACAGACCUCAUCAGGAACGAGACAGAGGAGCAGUGGAGAUCCUUCAACAGAACCCGUGUGUACAUGUCUGAUCUGGAAUCAGCUCUUCACUAUUCUCUGCGUGUGGAGGUGGCGGCUCAUACCACCGUCAGUGGAGACGAUCUGACGGCGCUCAGAGGCUUCGUCUCUGUACUGACCAAGUAUUUUCCAGGCAGGCCUCCAGUUAAAUGUGCUCUAAAGGCCGCGUUUGAUUGGCUGCAGGAGCAGAAAGGAGCGUCCAUCAGCUACUCGGACUUCAGAGCCGCGCUGGACGUCAAGAGUCCCAAUGCGUCUCUCCCCGGAGGUGUGAGGUGGGUGGGGUGCCAGGGUUCGAAGCCUCAUACCCGCGGUUAUUCCUGCGCCAUGUGGACGCUGUUCCACGUGCUGACGGUUCAAGCCGAACGAACAGGAGCUGAAGACCCACAGGAGGUGCUGCAGGCCAUGCGGCGCUACGUCCAGAGCUUCUUCGGCUGCCACGAGUGCGCGCAUCACUUCGAGAGCAUGGCUGAGGAGGACCUGGACGACGUGACCACGCUGGGCGGCUCCGUGCUCUGGCUCUGGUCCCGCCACAACUGCGUCAACAACCGGCUCGCAGGUGCCCUGAACGAGGAUCCUCACUUCCCCAAGUUGCAGUGGCCUCCUCCUGACCUGUGCCCCGCCUGUCACGGCGUGGACCGCAGCGGAGAACACGUCUGGGUGCAGAAGGAGGUCCUGUCCUUCCUGAAGCACUAUUACUCCUCCCAGCGACUCCUGCACGACUUCCUGCCUGAAGAGACGGCGUCCGUGGUGAAGGACCGGCGGAAAGCCCGAGGGGCGCAGGAAGAGGAGGAGAAGACGCCGCCGAAGAUGCUGCGCCGCAAGCCGAGCAUGACCGAGGACAUCGUGGACCUGGACUCCUCCAUCGGGCAUUUUUACAAAGCGUGGUCGGGGCGUCGGAGGCAGGACGGCGAGGACGACCAGCUCCUGGGCGCCAGGCGGGCAAAGCGCGAUCUCGGCGCACAGGAAGUCGAAGGCGAGGCGGGGUUAGCGAUGAACGUAGAGGCGGCGUCUCCGAGGAGCCGUUGGAUGUUGGUGCUGAGCGUCGGUUUCUCUCGGCUGGACGUGAGUCUGUGCGUGAUGUUCUACCUGCUCUCCACGUUCUGCGUCCUCGCCAUGUGUCUUUACUUCAGGGUGAAACGGCGCCUCCGCUGGGCAAAAGUGGCACUACCGUAAGGAAAGCCACUGGAGCGCUCGAACACAUUAUUGUACUUUUAUCCGUGUUCGCACUCAUAUGGAUGCUCAUAGGAUCUUUUUCCCUCAACUUCUGAUUAAUUUUUACAUUUAUUUUUAUCUUGCUUUGAUUUUACACGUGUUUUUAUCCUCUGUAACAAUUAUUAAUCACUUUUAAUAAAAAUACAACUCAUUAUUG